Messenger RNA from Notodromas monacha, 3638 nucleotides. NCBI's taxonomy places the organism in Eukaryota, Metazoa, Arthropoda, Ostracoda, Podocopida, Cyprididae. The record is from the annotation of a GenBank genome assembly.
AUGCAUGGCAACACCCCCGCGCCGGUGCAGGACGAAGGAAACGUUCGCGGCAUUUUGUUCAGAAGCGCAGAUCGCGGAUGGCUCAGAACGCGUGCGUCGUCAUCCCGACUGCAAUGGAACGGUCAUAUCGUGAAACCAAGUGACUUUUACCGGAGACGAAAGGAUUCUUUGGUCACAGUGUGUCUCAUUCAUACGAGUGCUGCCUGUGCAUACAUAGUUCCCCAAGUUCCCCAGUGGGGUCUCGCGAGUGUGCUCCAAAGCCGGUAUAUAACGCGGGAAACAGAACAAAACGUUCCCGAAAAAAAGAGCCCCUGCUGGCAGAGGAAAACAACACUCACAAACAAAACAAAAGAAGAAGGCAAAAUGUGUCCACCAGGCACCGUGUUCCGUCGGGCAGAGCGCAGCAAAAGCGUCAGUUUCGCCAGCAACGAGCUCAUCGGACUCGACGAGGAGGCGGAAUACUGGGAAGGCGGCGGCGGGAAUAAUGCGGCGGCGGAUUUGUUGUUGCGGCCGGCGCCACUGCAGCAGCAGCAGCAGCAGCAGCUGAUGACGAUGUCGGCGCCGGUGCGGCGGAAGCGGCUGGAGCGGAACUUGUCCGCCCAGCCGGUGUUGUACGAGGAGAACGAGGCCGGAAGUGAGGACGAGACGCGACGAGCCCAGGCGCAACGGCAGUCGGACUGCAGGCGGAAGUUGGUGGACGAGCGGCGGAAGUUCAUGCGGGAGAUCCGGCAGUUGAUUGCCCAGGAGAAGCGCAAGUUGGAGGAGGAGGAGCAGCUCAGGCAGGCGCUCAAGACGUCCAAGACCAGUGUCAUUUCCAACGUGACAGAGCCAAUGAACCUCGCAGCCAUUGUUUGCGCCAUCGGGCUCUUUUACGUGCUGCAGCCCAACAUGGAGCAACGGCGAGAGGCGACAUCUCUGGAUCCCGUGCGCAGUUUGUGCUACGUCCUAACCUUCGCCACGGAAUUCGGAUCCCAAAUCUGGAUGACCUUCGUUUCUGGCAUCGCGCUGUUUUUCCAGGUUCCGAGACACGUUUUUGGCAAAGUGCAGAGAGUCCUGUUCCCCUUGUAUUUUCUGCUGAACUCGAUCUGGGCCUUCGUCGUAUUGGCGAUGUACAAGGGCUUGCUGGCUGAUAAAACUUGGGCUUCGCAGCGUUCUCAAAGACAUGAGCAAGCACCGCAUUUUUUCCAGUGUUUUCUGGAGCAGAUCAACAGCCAGGUCCUGAUCCUGGCCAUGGCCUUCGUCCUGCAGGCGUACGUCCGCCUCUUCCUAUCCCCGUCCCUCGUGAAGCUCAUCGACUCCAAGUCGGUCAUGGAAAAGGCGGCUGGCGUCGGCAGAGAAGUCGGCAAAUACGAGUUUGGCGAGCUGAAACGGUGUCCGCACUUCAUGCGCAUGCAUCGGGGCUUCAGACGCAUCCACACGCUCAUCGCAGCCUGCAACAUGCUCGCCAUGUGUCUCAACUGCAUGCACUUGUACCACUUGUCCUGCAUAGUGUCAAUUCACUUGAAUUGAGACAAGAAAGAAAAGAAAAACAAAGAAAAAUUAGAGAGGUUUGGAUAAAGGCGAGCAAUUGGCGGUCCAGUGAAGUUCACAAUGGCAGGUCUCUCUGAAGCUGCAGCAAAAAAAAAAGAAAAAUCAACAUAUACAGUGAGACAACCCCAAGAUGCAGACAUAAUUGGUGCAUCAAGAGUGUCCCCAAGACAAAAAUUCCCUAAGUUGAAUCUCAUUUUCCCUUAGACUUACAUUAUAUAAUUUUUAAUUGGUGUUACAUGCACAAAAUACUCACCAGCAUAAUUCCCUGAAAAUAAAAAUGGUCUCCCAAUUUAAACUGAUUCAAUCAAUAUAUUUCAACGCAAUAUGGACAUUUGGAGAAUGGAAUACUGAUACUUCUUUACAGUACACAGAGAUGUUGGCAUUCUCUGUUAAAAUAACAUUCAAGUGAAAAAGAGAGAAGGAAGUCCCUCUUUCGUGGAGGUAUUUUUAUAAUUAGCUAAAUGGUGGUAAAUUGGUGAGAGAAAUGCACAAGAACUUUUCUUACAUCAACUUUAGGGUUGGAAAUAUUUGUUUCUUGUAAUUUUGCCUGAAACGUAUUUGCAAUUUUAUAACAAAAUGUCCCUAUGUUUAGUCAGUGUCCUCAUGUAUGAGCCUUUUUCAUAAUUUUUUUAAUGAGAAAAUAAGUGUCCCUAUGUUGAAUUUUCCACACACUGUCAUUAGUAAAUUAUUUGCAAUUACUUAAUUUAAUUAGUAACAUUAAAAUUACCCAGGCAAUCUUCACACUGGAGUCAAACUUGGUGACGGCCAAUCAAUCAAACCCCAAUUUAGUGCCAUCAUUAUUUGUCAUUUCUCAUUUUGUGGCACUAAAUCAGGAGCAUUUUAUCAGAGGAAAACUUAGUUCAGGUCUUCUGCUAAAGGUAAAAUGUUGCGCCUUUUUUAUGAUUUCUUUAUUGAAUAAAAUGUUCCCAUGUCAAAUUGCCCCCAUGUCAAGGUGUCUGCAUGUGGGGGUCUCACUGUAAUUGUCUCAUCCCAGAGUUAUUUUCAUUGUUUUCUAGAUGCAUGAACAUUUUACUUCCUAUUAUCAUUUUACCUUUUCUGAUAAACCAUCAAUCCUGUUAAACUGCCACAAACCUGUAUUUUAUUUUCCUUUUUUAAAACACAAACAUUUUGUCCCAUCUGUUUAUAAGUGAAGAAUAUGUUGCAUCCAUCUACCUCCUGUGAAUUAAUGGGACUCCGUUUCUCAUGGCAUAAUGUCUCAAAAAAUUCAUGACACAAGCCCCUUUAAAAAAAAUAUCAAAAUGGCAACUCACUUUAUUUCAGGGUUGUCGAAAAAUCCGUCCACGGAAAAGACAGCGCUUCACUGUCACACAUCAGAAAUCGAAAAAAAUCCUCUUGACCAGCCAACGUGAACUCGCUGAAUUUUAAGUUAUUUGAACUCCAAUUCCAGAAGGAAAAGCAGCUGGGAUGAAAACUUUUCGAGCGAAGAUUUAAAAAAAUUGAAAAAAAGGAAGCUUAGCUUGCAAAAAAGAAAAAAAUUCACGCCAAAGUCGAACAUCCCAGCGGUUGACCCAUAUGGAAAAGAAGUCACUUAGGUGCGCUGGAAAUCCUUGCGGAAAGAGAGAAAAAAAAAAGAAAUUCUUUUUUCUGGAACCGACUUUUUGACGUUUUUACAAUUUUUUGGAAUCCGUGGAGGCGCUGAGGUGAAUCGGAUGUUACCCCAAGAGAAAGAAAAAAAAAAAAGAAGACAGAACUAAAACUCUUCCCAAGGGAAAAACGGUUGAAACUUUCGUUCCUUUUUCGAAAAAGACAAAAUUUUUUUAUUUUAGGAAAGUGAAGACCAUUUUUUUUUUUGUUGCUCGGCAGUGAUGCUGCACUCUCGAGCAAAGCCCCCCGAGGGGUGUGUUUGUUUCAAGGAAUUGUAGCCCAUCCAAGUCACUUUCUCCAAAGAGUGGAGUGUGCGUAGGGUUUUUCUGCACUUUUCAGCAUCGUGUCGGUAGGACUGAUGUCCCAUUUUUUGCGCAUUUGCAUCAGCCUCGCGUUAUGCCAAGUUGCUGUUGAUCAUGGUUGUACAUACAUAGUGUGUUGAAAUGCAAAAAAUUCGCAUGCGGAAUUAUAAAAGAAAACAAUUAUUUCUGGAUAUAACCAAA